Messenger RNA from Toxotes jaculatrix (banded archerfish), 6110 nucleotides. RefSeq names its product insulin receptor substrate 2b (gene irs2b). Gene Ontology annotation, cellular component: plasma membrane; cytosol. NCBI's taxonomy places the organism in Eukaryota, Metazoa, Chordata, Actinopteri, Toxotidae. The transcript is spliced from 2 exons. The record is from RefSeq and is a predicted model, not a curated record. The coding region runs from base 292 to 3663 and encodes 1123 amino acids. Gene Ontology annotation, molecular function: insulin receptor binding; phosphatidylinositol 3-kinase binding. Gene Ontology annotation, biological process: insulin receptor signaling pathway.
CCCAAUGAGCUGACUGCGCACCACCCACUAUCGGUGUGUGUGUGUGUGUAUUUUUUUCCCUUCUCCUUUCCCUUCUUUUUUUAAACCAGAGCUGGAUGUGUAGAUCGUCACAUGUUGUUUCCCCUCCUAAGCCCGGACACUAGGAGACAUGUGUUAUUUAUUGCUCAGCUGUGGGAGAAGACGAACGAACGCACAACCGGCUCUGGAAAUAGAGGAUUAAAAUAAAGCGAGUCGUUUCUUUUGCAACUCGAGGAAAAAAAAGCAUUGUGUCUGAUCGCAGAGGACGCGAGAAUGGCGAGUCCGCCAAACACGGGAGAUCAGUCGUUAUUACCCAGCAAUGCGAACGUGAACAGCAACAUCAAGAAAUGCGGAUAUCUUAAGAAGCAGAAACACGGGCACAAGCGCUUUUUUGUUUUGAAAGAGCCGAGCGAAGGUUUCCCUGCGCGGCUGGAGUACUACGAGAGCGAGAAGAAAUGGAAAAACAAAUCGGCCGCGAAGAGAGUUAUUCCUCUAGACUGCUGCCUCAAUAUCAACAAGCGAGCGGACGCAAAAUACAAAUAUCUUAUUGCUCUUUAUACCAAGGAUGAAUAUUUCGCCGUGGCGGCGGAAAACGAGCAGGAGCAGGAGAGCUGGUACCGAGUACUAACGGAUUUAAUAGCAGAGGGGAAAGUGUAUGACGGCUCGGCGUCCAACUCAGCGUCCUCGCUGGUUGGCUUCGACGAGGCGAGCUACGGUGUAAUAACGCCGGUCACCGCUGUCUACAAGGAGGUAUGGCAAGUUAAUCUGAAAUCCAAAGGCCUGGGGCAGAGCAGAAAUUUGACCGGGGUGUACAGGCUGUGUCUCUCCAGCCGGACUAUCAGCUUUGUCAAGCUGAACUCAGAGAUUGCCUCCGUCAUCUUACAGCUGAUGAAUAUCCGGAGGUGCGGCCACUCUGACAGCUUUUUCUUCAUUGAAGUGGGGAGAUCCGCAGCCACUGGACCCGGGGAGUUAUGGAUGCAAGCUGAUGACUCCGUGGUGGCACAAAACAUCCACGAAACAAUCUUGGAGGCGAUGAAAGCCAUGAAGGAGCUGUCGGAGUUCCGUCCGCGCAGCAAAAGCCAGUCAUCUGGUACAAACCCAAUCUCUGUGCCCACUCGGAGGCACUUGAACAAUCUCCCCCCAAGUCAGACCGGGCUUCCCCGGCGAUCACGCACAGACAGCAUGGCUGCUACCUCUCCUGUGAGCAAAUUUUCCUCCUGUCGAAUACGCACGGCCAGCGAGGGCGAUGGCACCAUGACACGCCCCAUGUCAGUGACUGGGAGCCCACUUAGCCCGGGGGUGCACAGAACCCUCCUAAGCAGAUCUCACACCAUUACAACUCGCCCUUGUCGGACAUUUGAAUCUUCUUCCCUCCAGCACAGUAAGUCCAUGUCCAUGCCACUGUCUCAUUCCCCGCCCAUAGCCACCCCUAGCCUAGUGAGUCUGUCCUCCUGCCCGGACAGCAGUGCUCCUCGCCCCUCAAGCUGCAGUGCCUCCUUCUCAGGCUCCCCUAGUGAUGCUGGCUUUAUAUCGUGUGAGGAGUAUGGCUCUAGUCCUGCAGAUGCACGGGACCUCAGGCUACCGCUCACCCUCCGUAGCAACACUCCGGAGUCUAUCAAAGCUGACACCCCCCCCUCCCGGGACAGCAGUGAGCUUGAUGGCUAUAUGGUGAUGGAACGACAGAAACAGAAUGGUUACCGUCGGUUACCGGAACUGGACAAGGCUUAUCGAAAGCGCACAUACUCCCUCACCACCCCUCGCCAGCAGAGGGGUCCCCCGCAAGUAUCUUCAGCAUCCCUAGAUGAGUAUACUCUCAUGAGGGCCACAUACACCAGCGGAAGCCAGUCUUCUCGCAGGAGCCACACUGCCUCCCCUAAAGGGACCUAUCCUGAGGAUUACAGGGAUGUCCAGAUUGGAUCUAACGGUCUCCAAGCUGACAGUGGCUAUAUGCCCAUGAUGCCAGGUGUGACACCUCAGACACCGGGGUCUAAGGAUGACCCCUACAUGCCCAUGAGCCCCAUGUGUGUCUCUGCUCCGAAGCAGAUCAUCAAUCCACGUUCACACUCCUCUUCAGCAGGGCUGGCCCCACGCACAGACUCCCCUGGGAGUGUUUCUCUGGAGGACAGUGGCUAUAUGCGCAUGUGGUGUGGAACCAAGAUGUCAGUGGAGAGCACUGAUGGAAAGCUCUCUAACGGAGAGUACCUGAAUAUGUCUCCAGUUGACCCUCUGGUGUCUCUCACACCCCCAGACUACAUCCUUAGUCCCACAGGAGGAGAUCCCCACCCCCAACAACAUCACAGACAGCCUUAUUCGUACAGCUCCCUACCACGCUCACUUAAAGGUCCAUUGCAGCGCAACGGGUCCACAGACACAGACCAGUAUGUGGUGAUGAGUUUACAGAGACAGCGGAUAGAAGAGGAGUCCAACUAUUGUCCUGUCUCUCCAGGAGACUCAGUAGCCAGCAGCUCUCCAGGAACACCAGGCACCCCAUCCUCUGCUCCAUCUCCUCUCAGACUGGCACGGAUUGAUGGGGGUCUGGUACACCGGAGUAGGGUGUGUCGGCCCACCCGCCUGGCUCUGGAAUCCCUCAAAACAUUACCAUGUAUGAGCGAGCACCCCCUUCCCUCAGAGCCGCGCAGCCCCGGAGAGUACAUCAACAUAGACUUUAGCAGCGCUACUUGCGACCCACUGGCAUCCACAGUGUCAGAGAGCUCCGAGUCCUCUGAGAGUUUAAUGUGUGGAAAGAGGGGAUCCCCACCACUCUAUGCUAAUGUUGACGUCAGCUCCCCAGGUCACCUUGGUUCACAACAAGCUAGUGGUUCCUCCCCUGCAGGGUGCCUAAACCACACGCCUGAAGUCUUGACUUCUCCUCUGGUGAAUGCCCAGCAAAGCAUGCAGGGAGAUGAGGAGGAAGAAGAGGAGAAAAGCACAGAGGGACAGACAGAGGAGAGGGGGAUGGUAGAGGAAUAUCCUCUCCAACAGCAGGUGAGCCUGGUGUGUCAGCCUGCUUCAGUCAAGGAUGACUACACUGAGAUGACUUUCAGCCCUCAUGCCCCUCUCCCUGCUCUCUGCACCACUGAUGCUGCUUCCCUCCCCACCAGUCCUACUGCCUGUGUCCAGAGACUCAGCCUUGAGAGCAGCAUUGUGGAUGGGGUGCCCCAUGUGCCAGAGGACUCUUUUCUCAUGGGGGGUCCUUCAUUAUCUGUCACCCCCGUGGAUCCACACAGGGGGGCCAAAGUGAUCAGGGCGGACCCUCAAGGGCGCCGGCGGCACAGUUCUGAGACUUUUUCCUCCACCACCACUGUCACACCUGUGUGUCCAUCAUUUGCCCACGACACCAAACGGCACAGCUCUGCCUCUGUGGAGAAUGUAUCCCGCUCUGUUCGCAGCUCUGAGGGACCUGACGAGGACUAUGGCAGCAACAGCCCCAUGUGCAGGGAGACCUCAGCUGGUUAUCAAAAUGGACUGAAUUACAUUGCCUUAAACUUGAUGGAGGGAAACUUUGGAGGAUGCAGGUUAGGGGGCUGUGAUGGACUCCUGAGGUUCAAGACAGCCUGUGGCUGCAAGGGUGGCAUGAAUGGUUUCAACAGUAGCCCUUACGCCAGCCUGGGAUUCAAGGAAACUGCUGCUGCUGUGAAAGAAUGAAGGCUGAUGGGUCCUCCCGCCCGUCAUCCUCCCCGUCUCCCUCCUUUUCCUGUGAACGUAGGAUUUCGCUGCAGCCAAGUGACGAGGUCGCCACAGCGACAGUUGGACCAUGCGCUGCAGCCGAUGUCCUUUGACCUCUUUGCUGCCUUCAAGGGUCAUGGGGGACGACCAUCGCCAUGGAAACACGGACACUUGACCAUUGCCCCAAAUCUUCCCUCCGCUUUUCUUGGCACCAAAACAUUCAGGCGCCAUCGCUGCUGUAGUACUAGAAAAAAUAAAAAUAACAAGAACUUAAACGGACUUCUAACUCUAACUAUAGAUAGGUAACUAUUUAUCUAUUUAUCUCUGUACGUAGGCCUGCAAAAUUAUUCUGCAGUAUAUUGUUAUGUUAAUUAUUGUUGUUAUUAUAACCAUUCAUACACUUUCAACUGGCUUUCUUUUGGCUUCAGUCAAGAGCUGCCAGAAACCCUCACCCGAAAACCUGUGAACCAAACCUGGAGAGUACAUGUGCCCACACAUACACGCAAAAAAAAAAAAAACUUACAUGCAUACAUUACAUGUAUUUAUUUAUUUAUCAUGUCUGUAUGCAGUAAAUUGAAAAUGUGUGUGUACAUUUUUAUACAGAUUGUACUGCAAGAAGAGGUGGCAUUAAUGAACAGAUUUAAAAAUCAAAGUUAACAUUUGCUUAAAAAAAAAAAAAAAAAACCUACCUCAGCAAAAACCAGGUUGGUACCAAUUCACACAGUAGAAAUAUAUAUAAAAUAUUUAUUUUCAGAGGUGAAUGUUUUUUAGGAAUUGCCAAUCCAAAGCCUUACUCUAACCAUCAGCCCCCACCUGAUGGAUCUUUUUAGUUUGGACCUAUAAACACGCAGUAUAUCAAAGAUUCAACCGAUCAUCCUAGAGACUGAAUGUGCAUCAGAGCUGAAUGAGAGACAGCCUCUCUGAGAUUAAGUUCCUUCUCUUCACACUUACAUUUAUGACAAGAUUAUGUAUUAAAAAUCCAGAGUAAUAUAUUUAUUAAUACGUCUGAGAUGGAGGAUUCAUACACACUAAAAGAAUACUUAGAGGACCUUAGAGGAAUACUUGACAUUGCAUUGCAUCACACAUGCAUUGCAGGUGUCACGCAUCCAAACAAUGCAGCAUGAACAAGGUCCAAGGACCUGACCACCUGAUCUGUGGCCUGUCUGAGCCCAAGUCUCAGCACCUUUAUACACUUUACCAACUCACCCACUGUUCACCUGUUAUAUCCUGCACACCCACACAGCCUGCAGGAAGUUAUGACCUGUGAGGAUGAGAGAUGGGAACAUGAAUGUUUGAAGUUAUUUAUACAGAUUAGCUGGACAGCCCAGUAUCUUACAAUUUCUCACCUGAUGCCUCAUUGUGGAGGUCUGUCACACCACACCAGGCAGCACUGAGCAAUGUGGUGAAUGCAGGACGCAGUCUGACUGGCUGUUCAAUGAGCCGCUCGAUAGCUUGAAUUCAUGACCUCCACUGCAUGGUCUUGCACUUACAAACUUUCUAGAUUGUAACACAAGACACGUUGAAUGUAGUACAUGCUGUGUUCCGAGCUUGGGAACACACAACCCAACAAACACCACAACAACUGCAACAACAAUAAUGAAACAUGCAGAGGUACCGAAUGGAGACUAUAAUACAGACACAAGCCGAAUAAAAGAGACAAACCAGGGGAAGUAUCUUAUUAUUUAUCUGAAUUCACUGGUACUUAACCUUUGCCUAUAUACUGUAAAUAGUGCGAUGUUACAGAGCAUUACAUCUAAACAAACGCUGCGAAACUUUGAGAGAUGUUAAGUUAAGUAACUUAUGUUGUUUGUACUGUACAUAGUAUGUGUUUGAGUGAACUUUCUGAUACAACAAAAGCACUAAUUAAGUUAUAUGCUAACCAGUAUGGUUUGGCUUUGAUUUUUUUUUUUAAACUGUCAUGGGAUAGUCAUGUGAAAUGGAUGCCACUAUGAGGACAUUUUCUAAUGCUGUAAUUCUCAAAAAGAUUUUAAGAGAAAUCAUUAUUACUUGACAUAGUUAAUUCUUGUUACUAAGGUCCAACACAAAUGGCAUAUAUGCAAUAUUUACACUUUUGAAAAUUAGUUUACAAAGAUGUACCAAAUGUAUAAAUACUGUUAAUAGUGUUUGUUAAACCUUAAAUCAGAUUUUUGCUGUUUGUACGCUUUUUCUUCAAAUUUGAAAUGGAAACAUUUUUCUGUUUGUUUUGAGCAGUGUUUUGCAUUUGGAUAAUGUUUCAAGUUUUUAUGCAGCAUCUAAAGGUUACGAUACGGGCCUGGGCUUAUCUUGCUGUGUCUUUCAUUGUAAAUAUUUCAUAUCUUGCAUAUUGUGAUGCUACUAAGAGAUGAUAAUUUAAACUUAGUUCAUUGCUUUAGAUUGUAUUGAUUCUUUAUAGACACAUGCAAUAAAUAAUGAUGUUAUUUAAGAGA